This is a messenger RNA of Pelodiscus sinensis (Chinese soft-shelled turtle), 2752 nucleotides long. NCBI's taxonomy places the organism in Eukaryota, Metazoa, Chordata, Testudines, Trionychidae. The record is from RefSeq and is a predicted model, not a curated record.
AUAAAGUAGCUUGCCAGAUCCUAAAGCAAAGCUGUCCCUUAGGCAUAGACUGAACAACUCUGACGAGGAGCAAAUUAAAGGUGUUGAUGGACCCACAACACUGAUUUUCCAAAGUUUAAAUCUUUGAGGAGUUGCAGUGAUUUCACUAACAGACUUUUAAAGGUGGGAUGGGUCUCUGGAGAAAGAUUUCCAUUCCCUUUGUAGGAUUGGUCUUGGCCGUUUAUUUGUAUUCAGCAUGGGAGGAUUUUAAACCCGAGAUGCUGAGGGGAAAGCGAGUGAUCAUCACUGGCGCCAGCAGUGGAAUUGGAGAGCAGAUGGCUUAUCACCUGGCACAGAUGGGAGCCCACAUUCUGGUCACAGCCCGGACAGAAGCCAAGCUUCAGAAAGUAGUCACCCGGUGCCUGGAGCUGGGCGCAGCCUCCGCGCAGUACGUGAGCGGCAGCAUGGAGGAAGAGGCAUUUGCCACGCAUCUGGUGGAAGAGGCUGAAGGGAUGCUGGGAGGCCUCGACAUGCUGAUCCUCAACCACAUCGGCAACUCGUACUUCAACUAUUUUGAUGGGGACGUGGAGCACAUGCAGCAGCUUCUGAGGAUUAACUUUCUCAGCUACAUCGCCAUGACAGUCUCAGCGUUGCCCAGGCUGAAAGACAGCAGGGGCAGCAUCGUGGUGGUUUCAUCCAUGGCAGGUAAAAUUGGGUUUCCAUUUACCGCUCCCUACUCUGCCACAAAGUUUGCCCUGGAUGGGUUUUUCAGCUUCUUGCGGCAAGAAUUAAUCCUUCAGAGCAUUGACGUUUCCAUCACACUCUGUAUCCUCGGCUUCGUUGAUACAGAAAGUGCCGUCACGGCAGUUGCAGAUGUGGUACUGGUGACCCCGGCUCUGAAGGAGGAGUGUGCGCUGGAAAUCAUCAAGGGGGGAGCUCUCCGCCAACGGGAAGUGUACUACAAAUACGCCGCCACCAGAAUCCCCCUCCUCAUCCGGGACUGGGCUCCGGAGUUCCUGGACUAUCUGAUCAGAAGAAGCUACAAUGUGGAGAACCUAAAGAAAAAUUAGUCUCAGUUCCCCAGAGUCCUUCCGUUCCUACCUGGAGGAGCUAAGGAUGCAGGAGCGUAGGUGCAGGGCUUUGGGCUGUAACCUGGGACAAGGGGGUGCCAUGUGGGAGGGAGUGGAGUGCCAGGUGCAGGCUCUGGCCGGGACACAUUUACCUUAGGCACCUCCCCUUCAGAGGCCCUCUGAAGGCUCCCUGACGGCCAGCCCCUGUAUGCCGCUCAAAGCAGCUGGCUGCAGGAGCCAUGUGCUCUCUGGGUGCCACAUACUGGGGAGCAGAGAGCUUUGCAUGCUGCCCUCAGCCCCAGCACAAUCUCGCAGCUCCCAUUGGUCAGAAACUGGCCCAUGGGAGCUGCCUGGGCCAUGCUUGUGGCCCAGGCAGCACACGGAGGCCCUUCCUUGGGGUGUGCAAUGCACAAGAGCUUUGAGCGGCAUCCAGGGACAAUGGCAUGCAGAGAGCCUGCUUGAGGGUCCCGCUGGGCCAUGGGAUGGCAGUGGGAUAGAUGCAUUUGUUUGGCAAGCUAGAUCUGGCCCGCAGGCUGUAUUUUGCCUGCCCCAGCCAUAUCCCCAGACCCAGUGUUCCCUGUAAGCCAUGCACUUGUGUGGCCACUCAGGGGAGAUUCCAAUGCUGAUGAUUCGCAGAGUGCCCACAGUUAGGUUCUUUGUUUCUGCUGGUGGUGCACAGUCACACAUGCCUCGGUGCACUUAAAUAUUUAUUCUGCACAUGGAUGGCAAAGUUUAGAGGACACAUUGUCCAAACCCUGCUUUUAACUGCAACAUAACUUGUGCGGCUCCCAGCUUUGCCUUUGGGGUGGGGAAUUUGUUUAUAAAUAAAGGUAGCAAAAGGGUUGUCAUUCAAGUAAUUGCAGGAUCGUUAGAUGAUCAUGAAAAUAUUGCCAGGUACUCUACUUAAAAGACAGGAACCAAAGGGUAGGAGUAAAUGGUGGUGUGCCAGAGGUCUGUAUUGGGACCAGUGCUCUUCAGAAGUGAUCUUGAAAAGGGGGUAAACGAAGAGGUGGCAACAUUUGCAGCUGAUUCAAAAUGACUCAAAAUAGUUAAGUCCAAAGCUGACUGCAAAGAGUUACAAAGGGAUCUCUUAAAACUGGGUGAUUGGGCAACACAAGGGCAGGUGGAAUUCAAUGUUGAUAAAUGCCAAGUAAUGCACAGGGGGAAAUAUAAUCCCAACCAUACAUGCAAAAUGAUGGGAUCUAAAUCAGCUGUUACCAUUCAAGAAAGGGAUCUUGGACUGAUUGUGAAUAGUUUCCUGAAAAAAAAUCCACUCAAUAUGCAGUGGGAGUCUAAAAAGCUAACAGAAUAUUGAGAAUCAUUAGGAAAGGGAUAGAUAAUAAGAAAGACUCUAUACAAUGUCAUGGCAUGCCACAUCUUGAAUACUGCAAACAGUGCUGGUCACCUGAUCUAAAAAAAGAAGGCUACAUUAGAUUGGGAAAAGGUACACAGAAGAGCAACAGAAAUGAUUAGGGGUAAGGAACAGCUUCCAUAUGAGGAGAGAUUUAAAAGAUUGGGACUUUUCAGCUUGAAGAAGAAAUGACUAAAGGGUGGAAGGAUAUGUUAGAUGUCUAGAAAAUGAUGAAUGGAGUGGAAAAAUAGAAUUAAGGAAAUUAUAUUUACUCCUUCACUAACAUAACACAAGAAGCUUCAGAGGGGUAGCCGGGUUAGUCUGUAACAGGAAAAACUUAAACAACAACAAG